CAGACGGACGGUGUUUUGGGUCGGCGACGUUCUAAUGAGAAAGCUGAACAGAAACUAUGAUUUUUGGGCAAUCGAAGUGAGUGAGUGUUGGGGCGGGGGGUGUGCAUCUCAAUUGCCAGAAAGUGAGAGCGCAGCGUGCGAGCUGCAUUCGAGCGUCAUUCGGUAUCUGGCAGAUACGUGUGCGGUCGAGCAUUUGAGACGCCGCCGACGCCAAUCGUUGCCAUACAAAACAAAAGCCAAACGCUGACUGAGCUGUGGCAACAUUUCCAUGGAAACUGCCAAACUGCCAACAAGUCUAUCGAUGCUGCUGCUGCUGCUACUCUGGGCACUGCUCUGUGGCGCGACAAUUGGUUCGGCGCUGCCCAAAAGCGAACUGCAAAUGCUGGAGAUGAUGCAGAAUAUUUUGGGUGUGGAUAAUGGUGAUUUGGGUGGCCGCAGCCAGCGAUCGAGUCCCAUAAUGUUUGCCUCCUCCGUGCCCUGUGACGAUAGCUUGGCGGAGGACAGCAGCGACAAAUUGAGUCUAUUCGACGAUGAUCUCGACGAGAGUGAAGAGUGUGGCGACUAUGGCCGACCCUGUGAGCCGGCACCACCCAACGACACACUUGAACCCUGUUCCCGUCCAAUGCUGCCCAUGCAGCAUCCCUGUUUUGUGCGUGUCAUAUUACUGCGCACCCCACUGACGCGACACGAUCCUUGCACAAACUUCACGCUAGGAAUGCAGCAGCCUACAACAACGGCAAUGACAACAACCACAACCACAAGCCCAAGCACAAGCACCACUACCACUUCGAAGCCGAAGCCGAAGCCGAAGCGUAAAAAGUGCAAGUCAAAGCAGCGAAAAGCUGCACCAAGUCCUGCAGCCAAAGACCUGAACAACAAGAACAGCACCACAACAAGCCAAGCAACGACAACCACUGAAGUCGAGACAACCCCAACAAUAACAACAACGCCUCGAGUUGAAAACAGUACAACAGAGAGCACCACUACUAGCACCACCACCACAACAACAACCAGCACCACAACACCAACGACCACAACAACUGAAGAAGAGUUGUCAACCACAGUGGAGAUGAGCACCUUGCCACCUACGACAACAAUAAUAACCACAACGGCGCCAAGUAGCACCACUCUGGGCUACGCAAUGCACAACCAUCUGAAGUCGCUGCGAAGUAGGCGGCGCAAGAAGUUACGUGAUAAACUGGCAAGGGUACCAGAUAAGCCCCAGAUUAAAGUGGAUGGCGCCAUGCAACCCAGUGAUACUUUUCCGGUGUUUCUAAGCAAAGAAACGGCCGAGUUGCGAUCGCGUCCAAUGUCCACCACAUUAGCGCCGGAAAUUGAAACAACAACUGGCUGCAUUGAAGCUUCAGCUGAUGAGGAAACGGCAGCGGAAACCGAUGAGAGCAAAACAAAUGAAGACCAAGAAGACGGCAAAGAAAGUGAAGCAAGCGAAGACUGUGAGGAUGCCGAGGAUCAGGACACAAAUAUAUGUCCACAGUUUUCAGCGCCUGAGGAGGCGGCCAACAUGAGACUUAUGCCGUCGUCAGGUCGUUAUCGCAAGCCCGUCAAGAACUAUGUAGAGCCCAUUCUAUAUGAGGGUCAGUUUGCCAAGCCACGUCAACGGAUUGGCAUGAUGCCACAGCGACGAGAUUAUUACGUGAGCAACAAACAGAUCAUGCCCCGUCCUAGACCCAAGUUCAGGGAGCCUGUGCCCCACUCGAUCUACAUGAACAACAUUGUGCGGGGCCUGAAGUGCAGCGAUGAAGCUGGCAAUCCAGUCACCCUUCCGAUGCAGCCACGACGCUUCCGGACAGGCAGACGACAUGGACCUAGCUAUCCCCAAAUGGUCCCGAAAUCUUCACCGCAAUCAAAUUCCCGGGGUCGUCCUAAUCCUCUGUAUGGACUAAGCUCUGCUGAGGAUCCGGAUGCUUAUGGCAACGACAGCGAUCAGUAUUAUGAUGAUGAGACACCGGAAAGACUUGCCUGGCCACGUGACCAUCCCCUGCAUCCAUCCUCGCCCACUGUAGAUCCGUGUCAGGUGGAGCUAAGUAGUCGGGAAAGGGUGAGAGAUAGGAAAAUGCUAAGGCAAAGGGAGCGAGAACGAGAAGGUGAUAGGGAGAGAGAGAGGAGGGAGAACAGCGAGCAUCUUCUGAACUAUCCACAACGUCUAUCGCCGCGUUUCUUUACCUAGCCCAACAAUUAGCAUAAGCCACUGGCACUAUUAAGCACACAGUAGCACAAUAAACCAUUACACCCCCCAAUAACUUAAUGGCUACCAUUUGAUUGGCACAAAAAAACACGGCAAAAAGCGCAAAGCGGUUUGGGCACGCAGCCACAAAUAGGUUCAGCAGUAAUUGGAAGCAACCCUCUCCGCGGGUCGUCUACGUCAACAGCGCCAAUUCAAUUGCUUAAUAAGAGCGGAGGUUGCCAAUCCACUUGUCAGUCAAUGAGCCGCAAGCACGCGCCCGUAAUGACCAGACGAGGUGAAAUGGCACUGAGGGGCCGUCACCUGAUUGCAUUGAUAUACAAAGCGACUCACAAAACACUUUUAGGGAAUGCCAAAGAAAAUCCGUAGCCAAAUGAUAUGGUCAGGGCUGUGAUUGAUAAGAAAAUUUAUUGACAGCAGCAAACCAGGUUGAUGUACUUACUUUCACACGCACACGUCUCAUGAUGCAAACAGAAACCCAAGCUCUCAGUGCACGGGUGUAGUUGUGGGGCAACUUUAAAAUAGCACCAAAUAGUAAUAAAUUGUACUAUAUUUAUAUUUACCAAGCGUUCAUUGAUCAGCACACUAUACAAUUAUCUUUUUGGUAAAUAUUUAACAGCAAAAUAUUUAACUCCACAAAUACAAGGGACAGUAAGUAAAUAU
This is a messenger RNA of Drosophila grimshawi, 2866 nucleotides long. Its product is annotated as flocculation protein FLO11. The coding region runs from base 269 to 2188 and encodes 639 amino acids. The transcript is spliced from 4 exons. The record is from RefSeq and is a predicted model, not a curated record. NCBI's taxonomy places the organism in Eukaryota, Metazoa, Arthropoda, Insecta, Diptera, Drosophilidae.